Aphanomyces invadans is the source of this 261-nucleotide messenger RNA. RefSeq lists its product as hypothetical. The transcript has a single exon. NCBI's taxonomy places the organism in Eukaryota, Oomycota, Saprolegniomycetes, Saprolegniales, Verrucalvaceae. The record is from RefSeq and is a predicted model, not a curated record. The coding region runs from base 1 to 261 and encodes 86 amino acids.
AUGCAGCGGGCAUCGAAGCGCAAAAUCAACAACGGCGAAGACGACGGGUCCAGUACGAGCAAGAAGAAGGCGUUCGUAGAUCUUCAGAACGCCGAGAUACGCCUGGAACAACAAAAGUUGGAGUACAAGACCAAGAAACUUGAAGCAGACAUUCACGAACAAGCAGAAGCGCGAAAGGAGCGUGCGGAAAUGCGAGAAAUGGAGUUGAAGAAGCAUGCCGACAUGAUGGAACUCAUUCGUCUUAGCUUGGCUAAGCAUUAA